AUGGGUAAUCACUUGUCAUUCACAAUAACGGAAAGCGAGCUGGCACGACAAAAGGCCAGCGAGGGCACAGGCCCGACGCUGGAGCCGCGAGGCACGCCCGACGCUAUUAUGGUUAUUGUUAUUGCCCUGGUUUACGUGAUAGACUUUAUUGCAACCAUCUACGUGCUGUGGAACAGAAAUUAUCCUCCGCUAAAAGCGAAAAACCCCAUCAUCAUGGCCUGUGUGAUGGUAGCAAACAUCAUGUGGCUCGUCGGAGACCUCCAGGCCAACGGACACGUACCGUUGGCAAACACGCCCAUGGUCAAAUGUAUGGUGUUUGGAGUAUGGUUGCGGUUCUUUCUAGGCGUUUGUGCCAUGUUUUCGUUGGUCUCGCUGAGGACGUACGGGUUGUAUCGCGUGUUUAGGCGGAAUCUUCCAUAUCACACCUUGGGACUGUAUCUUCCGUUUGCCAUUUACUGUUUGUGCUCUAUUGUUUUUGGGAUUAUAUCGCUGGUGCUGCAGCCCACUCAAACGGCCAAAUUCAACCCGCAACUCGAUCUGUGCAACUACAACGCAGACUACCUGAUUGGCAUGUUUUUGUUCCUGUGGGUGACCGUGGCCAUUGGAGUAAUCCUUCAAUGGAAGAUUCGCAAUAUCAAGAGCUCGUUUAACGAGAGCCGCGAGACGCUGAUUGCAAACAUAAUUAUAUUUGUUGCUCUUAUGUUUGCCACUGUCAUGCGCUAUGUCCUUCCGAGAUAUCCUCUAAAAAUAAGCCUGCGCAUUAUCAACACAUGUCUGGACCACCUCGUCGGAAAUUCAGUGUGGUGGUUUAUCAUGGGAGUGCCCCUGUACAAGUGCCUGUUUGAUCGCGAGCGGUACCUCAAUCAGUGGAUUUCAAAGCUGCGCAAGGACGGGCUACAGAAGGAGUACAAUGUUGUUUUGGAUUCAACCGCUACUAGCAGCCACGGAGCAUCGAGAUCACACAAAAUGCAAGGCUCACUGUUGCGCAUGAACUCAGUGGGCAGCAAGGGAGGCGGGGCGUUUUACCCGAUGAACGACAGUAUCCAUGAUGACAAGGAUGCCGGCUUUAGCACGCUCGAUUUAAAUCAGCAAUUUGGGCUGUUUGAUACCAACAAACAUCGACUUGUUUAG
Messenger RNA from Kickxella alabastrina, 1131 nucleotides. RefSeq lists its product as uncharacterized. NCBI's taxonomy places the organism in Eukaryota, Fungi, Kickxellomycota, Kickxellomycetes, Kickxellales, Kickxellaceae. The transcript has a single exon. Gene Ontology annotation, molecular function: G protein-coupled receptor activity. The record is from RefSeq and is a predicted model, not a curated record. Gene Ontology annotation, biological process: G protein-coupled receptor signaling pathway. The coding region runs from base 1 to 1131 and encodes 376 amino acids. Gene Ontology annotation, cellular component: membrane.